AUGCACCCAUCCAUCCAUUUUGCUGCCGGCUUCGCUGGCCACGAUGGUAGGCUGGCUGACGUCCGAAGGAGAGCCAACUUUCAACGCGAUGCGGCCGCAGCAUGGCUCCUCAACGGAGGAGGGCCUCGUUGGGUACCAAUGGCCUCGUCGCAAGCCUGCGCAUGGUUCGCCAGCGGCUUGUCCUUCGUUCUUGGCGACCGGGUGGAUGGAACCAUUGGGCGGAAUGCGUGA
Molecule: messenger RNA, 231 nt
Organism: Clonostachys solani
Lineage: Eukaryota; Fungi; Ascomycota; Sordariomycetes; Hypocreales; Bionectriaceae
Source: the annotation of a GenBank genome assembly